Messenger RNA from Cokeromyces recurvatus, 1864 nucleotides. RefSeq names its product chorismate synthase. Gene Ontology annotation, molecular function: chorismate synthase activity; FMN binding. The transcript is spliced from 3 exons. Gene Ontology annotation, biological process: chorismate biosynthetic process; aromatic amino acid biosynthetic process. NCBI's taxonomy places the organism in Eukaryota, Fungi, Mucoromycota, Mucoromycetes, Mucorales, Mucoraceae. Gene Ontology annotation, cellular component: cytosol. The coding region runs from base 488 to 1681 and encodes 397 amino acids. The record is from RefSeq and is a predicted model, not a curated record.
UGUUAAUUGGCGACAAUAUCCAUCGUACUGGUUGUAUAUUUUUUUUUUCUUAGGGUUGUGGCACCAUAGUUCUGAUUUCUAGUCUAGUAAAGGCAGGUCACUAAAAUUUACUGUAGACCAAUCAUUAAAAAAACCAAAAUCAAUGAUUCAGAGAUAAAUAUGUUCAAGGAGCAGACUUGAAAAUAUCUACCGAUAAAAAGUAAAUAUAUAUGAAAACACCUUUGUAUUUUAUACUAAAUCUAGCCUUUAUUUUAUUUUAAAAAUAAUUAUUUCUUUGUUUAAUUUGCUAUAAUUUUUUAAUUUUGAGUGGCAAUGUACUUUUUUUCUAUUUUAUACAACGCAGAAUGAGUCAACGUCAAACGUGACUGAUUUUUUGUAUUUUACAUUUUUGAUAAACCUAUGGGCAUUGCUUUAAAGCAGAUAAAACCCUUUUUUUUUCUAUUAUAUAAAAAAUUAUCUUAUCUAUUUAUUAUUUUAUUUUUUAUAAAUGAGCACAUUUGGCAAGCUUUUCCGUGUUACAACUUAUGGUGAAUCGCAUUGCAAAGGUGUAGGCGCCAUCAUCGAUGGUGUUCCACCUGGAAUGGAAUUAACCGAAGCUGAUAUUCAACCUCAACUAACUCGUAGAAGACCUGGUCAGAAUAAGUUGACAACACCUCGUGAUGAAAAGGAUAAAGUGACUAUUUUAUCUGGUACUGAAUUUGGAAUAACCUUAGGUACACCUAUUGGUAUUCAGGUGCCUAACUUGGAUCAAAGACCUCAUGAUUAUAGCGAAACCGAUGUUUAUCCUCGACCUUCUCAUGCUGAUUAUACUUACCUUCAAAAAUAUGGGCUUAAGGCCUCUAGUGGUGGUGGAAGAGCCUCUGCCCGUGAGACAAUUGGUCGUGUAGCGGCUGGUGCAAUUGCAGAGAAAUAUUUACGUUUAGCUUAUGGUGUUGAAAUUGUUGCUUUUGCAUCUAGUGUUGGUAAGGUAGCAAUGCCUUUUAUUAGUGAACUUGAAAAUGCUGAUACCCCCGAGCCUGAAUUGAUCGAAUUUAUGAAUACAAUCAAACGUACUGAUGUUGAUGCUGAUAUUUCUCGCUGUCCUCAUCCUCCUACGGCCGAAGCUAUGAAGGCAUUAAUUGCUCAAAAAGCUCAUGAAAGAGAUUCUGUGGGCGGUACUGUAACAUGUGUCAUUCGUAAUUGUCCAGUUGGUUUGGGUGAACCAUGUUUUGAUAAACUAGAAGCUAUCUUAGCACAUGCUAUGUUAUCUAUCCCAGCUACAAAAGGAUUUGAAUUUGGUUCUGGUUUUAAUGGCACCAGAAUGUCUGGACAUGAACAUAAUGACCCUUUUGUAUUGAAAGAGAAUGGAAAGAUGGGCACGCUUACUAAUAACUCAGGCGGUAUUCAAGGAGGUAUUAGUAAUGGUGAAAAUAUUUAUUUCCGUGUUGCUUUCAAACCUGCAGCUACUAUCUCUCAAGAUCAAACCACAGCUAGUUAUGAUGGUGUCACUGGUGUCUUAACUGCUAGAGGCCGACAUGAUCCUUGUGUUGUUUCUCGUGCUGUGCCUAUUGUUGAAUCUAUGGCUGCUAUUGUAAUAAUGGAUGCUGUUUUACAACAAGAGUCUCGUCGUGCUGCUUUAUCGCGAUUACCUAAAGUUGAUAUUAAUCCUGCUUUAUUAGGCCAGCCUCCUAAGAAGGAAUAAAGCCGAGAAAAAAGAAAUAGAAACGAAGAGGUCAUUUAAAAUCAACUAAAUAUAUAGAUUUCCUUUUUACUUUGUAGAAUAGUCAUAAUAGUACAUAUUUCAUUAUAUUAAACAUUGUGUUUGCAUAAUACAGGAAUAUUUUUUCUUCACUUUUAAGCUGUCCAGAUUAAUUUAACAAUGCAC